Molecule: messenger RNA, 1657 nt
Organism: Daldinia vernicosa
Lineage: Eukaryota; Fungi; Ascomycota; Sordariomycetes; Xylariales; Hypoxylaceae
Exons: 2
Coding region: 450-1310 (286 amino acids)
Source: RefSeq, a predicted model, not a curated record
UCGUCUUCUCGUAUCCUCUUAUCCUUCUCUCAUCCCAUUCUUUCCCGCCCUCUCGCUCUCGAUGAACUGACAACUUUUCUCAUCGUUCAACCCGUCGUUCGCUUUAAUACUGCUACCUAGCUACCAACAACACUCGCUUAGUUCUGAUAAUAACAGCCCUCGCCUAAAUACGUUACUGAGGGAAUCCGAAUUUGCUGCGUUUUGGUUUUUAGUACUGUUUUCCUCGUAUCAACAAAGAGGAGGAAAAUAGGGGGGAUUUAGUUAACGAAGCGGGAGCGGGCCAACGAGCAACAACUUUUUACGCCCACGAUAGAUUCGAAAUAAACGGAAUAAUUGCUAUUAUUGUUGGAUUUCGAGUGUUUAUUUAUUUGCGGCGUUCUGUUCCCUGCAACUUCGUCGGAAUCAAUCGACUAUUAGACGUCUAUCGGCAUUCCAUCAUUUGAAACAAGAUGAAAGGAGUACAAAGCCUGGGUCAAUUUUUGACCGUUGCCCUCGCUUUAACCCCUCUAACGUCGGCGUGGCCAGGAUGGCUUCCGGAUGUAGAUUCGCUCGUAGUUCGGGCAGACGACAGCUCAUCGCCAGCCGAAGCCACACCAACUGCCACUAAGACUGACGAUUCAUCAGACGAUUCAAAAACCAUAACGACGGAUGUUAAGACGACUACUGCUGCCGACUCGGACGAUCCCAAGACUACAAACCUUAAUACGGCCGUAGUCACCACAACCGGAAAAAAUGGCAACAGUACUGCCAAGACCACACAUUCAACCUUCGAUGCGCAGGAUGGAGCUGGUGGUGUCGCUAUGAUUACGCCAGCCACUACUGCUGGAACAACGCUUUACAGAAUCGGAGACCCCACGCCGAUUACUUGGGUUUGGAAUUACACUUCCCUGCAAGGCACACCAACCGCUAUUGAUGUUCUAGUGUCGUGCUCCACGGCCUCUGCCACGUGGACCCUGACUCAGAACAUGACCUUCAAGCCGACUGCCACAUUCACCUGGGACACGGAGAAAUACUCAGAGAGCGCUGUCGCUAGCCCCCUGCUAGUCGCGCAGUACACCCUGCUGAUUUACGACGCGGACUCUUCCCCCGAUGCGACCGCCGAAGCCGGGUACCUGGCACCAUUCGACGGCUUCACAUUCGGCUUGUACACGUCCCGACCGUACCAGGACCUCGGAGAGUGGAAGUGCGCAACCUGCAGCGGCGCAUUAGGAGAUCUCGAACGCCAGGCUUUAGGUUUCGCGAUAACCAUGAGCAUCAUCACCGUAUUCAGUUUCACGUGGUACGUGACGGGAAUCGCUGCGCUGCUGUAGUCAGUCCUACUACAACCUAUUCGUAGGCGUAGUAGCACAUGGGGAGAUAGUAUAUUUCUGACUUGCAUAUAUUUCGGAAAUAAGGGACAGCAUCUUAAUGGAGAAGUUCUCAAUACGGUAAUCUAUCUAUCUAUCUGGGUUUAAGGAUACAUACAUCAUCAUGUAGUGGCGUUUUUUGUUGAAAUGAAUUGCAAGGGCCGAAAGCGGGUGGGGGAAACUUCCGGCGUGGAUUCGAAAAUAGCGAAGAUCUAUCAUUUACCUACAUAGAAAUCUACGGCAUCAGAAGGGUUAUUUAUAUCGCUAUAUACGUAGCUCUUAAUGAUUACACACCUAGUCAGGUUGCUUAA